Molecule: messenger RNA, 840 nt
Organism: Raphanus sativus (radish)
Lineage: Eukaryota; Viridiplantae; Streptophyta; Magnoliopsida; Brassicales; Brassicaceae
Product: early nodulin-like protein 9
Exons: 2
Coding region: 61-687 (208 amino acids)
Cellular component (GO): plasma membrane
Molecular function (GO): electron transfer activity
Source: RefSeq, a predicted model, not a curated record
ACACCACAUCCAUAUCUCUAGUACAUAGCCUUUUUUAUUCACCUUUUCAGUUUAAGAAAAAUGGUUUGGAACCUAAAGAACAUGAUGCUUCAUGGGUUCGGCCUCGUGUGUCUGUUCAUGACUAUUAACAAAGCCUACGCUAGAGAGUUUGCGGUCGGUGGUGCAAAAGGUUGGACCGUCCCUUCCGGCUCUCAAGUUUAUAGUCAAUGGGCAGAACAGAGCAGAUUCCAAAUCGGCGACUCUUUACUGUUUGUCUACCAAUCAAACCAAGACUCAGUGCUCCAAGUCACAAGAGACGCUUACGACAGCUGCAACACCGAUGCACCAACCGCUAAAUUCGCCGAUGGCAAAACUUCCUUCGCACUAGCCCAAUCUGGUCCAUACUAUUUCAUCAGCGGAAACAAAGACCACUGCCACAAGAACGAGAAGCUAGUGGUCAUCGUCAUGGCUGACAGAAGUGGCAACAAAAACAACAACACCACAUCAUCAUCACCUCCGUCUACAGCCCCGGCUCCUUCAGGCGAAUACGCUCCUUCUCCGCCUAUGGAGGGAGCCCUUGAGCCUCCAGCAGCUACGCCUACUCCAUCUCAAGAAACUCCAAACAACUCAGCUUCUCCAUCUUCUUCCUUUGUUGCUGCUGCUGCUCUUCUCGGAACUGCUCUUGCUUCAACUCUAUUCCUACACUAAUAAGUUUCUGUUUUGUCUUGUGUUUUUCACUUAUGCAACAAGUUUCUGUUUUAUCCCUCUCUCUCUUUUCACCCCCAUUUGUGUUUGUUGUUUUAUUCUUUCCCAUUUGUUUUUCUCUCAUGUAAAAUGAAUAAAAUUUUCUAAUUGUGUGCA